CCAAAAGAUACCAAUUACGAGGAAGCCGAAGAAAACUACGAAGAAGAAGAAGAAAAUAUCAACGAUGAAAUUGAAAGUAUAAAAAAGCGAGUACAACAAAUGCAAGAGGAACACGCCAAGAUUAAAGAAAUGCAAUCAGAAAUUGAAAGGAACUUGAGCACUGUUGCUGAAAAUCAAGAAGAAAUUGAUUCUAGAUCUAUUUAUGUAGGAAAUGUUGAUUACGGAUCUGUUGCUGAGGAAUUGGAAAACCACUUUAAACAAGCUGGUGAUAUCAUCAGAAUCACAAUCAAGAGUGACAAGAUGGGUAAUCCUAAAGGUUUUGCUUAUAUUGAAUUUAAAGACAAGAGUUCUGUUGAAAAUGCUCUCCAACUCAACGGUUCAACAUUUAGAAAUAGAGAAUUGAAAGUCUUUGCUAAGAGAACCAAUAUUCCAGGGUUGAGUACAACAACUAGGGGAAGAGGUAGAGGAAGAGGUGCUCCAAGAGGAGCUCCACGUGGUGGAUUUGUCCCAAGAGGUGGCAGAGGAAGAGGAGGUCGUGGACGUGGUAGAGGUGGUGGUCCAUACUAAGCUUAUUAAACAAUUAUUUCAAAUUU
Messenger RNA from Naegleria gruberi, 593 nucleotides. RefSeq lists its product as uncharacterized. Gene Ontology annotation, molecular function: RNA binding. The transcript is spliced from 3 exons. The coding region runs from base 100 to 567 and encodes 155 amino acids. The record is from RefSeq and is a predicted model, not a curated record. NCBI's taxonomy places the organism in Eukaryota, Heterolobosea, Eutetramitea, Acrasida, Naegleriidae.